AUGACUAAGCCAGUUCGUGCCUUGUUUAAACAUGGUGCUACUGCUUUUGAUAUAUGGGAGGCCGCCCAGAAGACCUAUACUGUGACUCAGAAUAGUUCUCGUCUGUUUCAACUCCAACGGCAGUCCAUCCUUACGUGUCAGAAUGAUGAAUAUGUCAAAGUGUUCUAUGAAAAACUCCAUGCUAUCUGGCAGGAGAUUGAUUGUCUGCGUCCACAUGAAUAUAGUUGUGCCGAUGAUAGGGCUUGUCGUCUGAAAGAACUUGAAGCCGAUCGAGUUUAUGAUUUUCUUAGAAGACUUGAUCCACCAUAUGAUGGUGUCCGUAGUCGUAUCCUUGCUCUUAGUCCUGUCUUGCCCCCUUUUGAAGCCUAUGCCAUGGUUAUGGAGGAAGACACCCGUCAGUCCGCUAUGCUUGGAUGA
Molecule: messenger RNA, 417 nt
Organism: Prunus armeniaca (apricot)
Lineage: Eukaryota; Viridiplantae; Streptophyta; Magnoliopsida; Rosales; Rosaceae
Source: the annotation of a GenBank genome assembly